AUGUCGACCGCCUCUAGCUCACAGAUGACUUUGUACUUGGACAGUCCAUCAGGUGAUCUGGAAAACAUCACUUUAGAACCCUUAUCAGCUAUUCAUCCUCAGCUUCUCGAUAUCCUGAGAAACGUAGCUCCCGUCUUACUCCUCAGAGUAUCAGAAGCCUUUUACGAGAAUCUCCUGCCUGGACUGUACGGUGAAUUGGUAUUGAACAAAGACAACGUUCAAGCGAUUUUAUGUGGCUUAGAAAAGGAGGAAGGAAGGAAGCGAAAAGCCUUUGAAUUGGUUAGACAUCUGACUAUUGAAGAUAUAGAAGUAUUAGAUUAUUUAUCAAAUACCAUAAGUGAUUCAAGCUCAAGCUCAAGCUCAAGCUCAAGCUCAAAGUCAACUCCAGAAUCAAGAUCCAAUCUGGAUAAUAUCCAGUUGGUCGAUAAUGAAAGGCCGCCUAAAACCAUCAAUCUUGAUGAUGAACGAAAUCCGAAAUCAGGAUUGAUAACGAAUUCACUCAAUGAACAAUGCAUCUUUCCCAAUAUCGAUGAAUUACAUCUACCUUCUUCAUUCCUUAAGUCAAUCAAUCGAAUCACUAUAUCAAAUCAUCAAAAUUCCGAUGCUCUUCUUAAUAGUCCUCGAGCAGGAGAAAUAAAUAAUAGAUUGAAUAGAUAUUCGUCAAUUUUAUUUAAGACUGUAAAACCAAAAUCUGCUCAUUUGGAUUUAACUUUCGACAUUCGUGUAGAUGAAUAUUGGGCUUUUGAUUCUACUUUUUUAACUUUAUUACGAAACUACUCCCUUGAUUCUGGUGGUUCUUCUGUGAUAUCAAUUUCAUCCUCAACGUCGCCUUCCCCAUCGACUGAACUUCAUAUCACCACGAUGCUUCCUUCCGAUAAUCCUGAAAAAGGUUAUAUACCACAUGGAAUCCAACUACCUUGUAAAGUGAAAUUCACAGGACCAAACUUAAGUCCAAGGUACUUGGCUAAAUUAGUAAGGGAUCAUUAUGAUAUACACACUUCGAGGGAAGUCUACCCUCCAAUACUGUAUCAAGUUCAGGAUGUGCAAGGUGUUCAAAGGGAAUUAACAUCAAUGGUAGAGAAUCGUACGAGGGUACCAAUAUGUUUAUUAUUAGAUGAAAGGGAUGGAGGGGUUAUAGUUCAGGAAUAA
This is a messenger RNA of Kwoniella shivajii, 1149 nucleotides long. RefSeq lists its product as uncharacterized. NCBI's taxonomy places the organism in Eukaryota, Fungi, Basidiomycota, Tremellomycetes, Tremellales, Cryptococcaceae. The transcript has a single exon. Bases 1 to 1149 code for a protein of 382 amino acids. The record is from RefSeq and is a predicted model, not a curated record.